AUGCACCUUAAAUAUUUCCUUCUUCUGAUAAGUAUAACAAAUGCUAUGUUGUGUAUUCGUCUAAAAACGUACGGCAAAAGUAAAAACAUAAAAACGAGUAACACGGGAAGGCAUAAUUUGAUAAGAGGACACAUGAAAGGAAAAGGAAUAUUAAAAAAAAAAUUUUUUUUAAGUAAGUCGAAUAACUGUCGAAGGACAAUUCUUUCCAAAUAUUAUAUGAACAGUAAAUACAAUAAUGAAGUAGGAAAAGGGCAAAAGGAUAUAGUAGAUGAAGAAGACAUUUCAACCUUUGAUGAAUAUUUCAAUAAAAAGGCUGAAGAAAAUUAUACUAAAUUAGAAGCAGAAAAAUUAAAAAUACUUAAAGAAAAUGUUAGUACUUACAAAGAAGAAAUUAGAAAAAUAUUGCGAAAGAGCUAUAAAGAUGAAUAUAAAAAACUGAUAAAAGAGGAAGAAGAGGAUAAUAACGUAAGUCAGAAAGUUCAUGAAAACCUUAAAAUAACUUUUCUCAUGAAAGAAAAUAUUAACAAUUUUUUAUUUACACAAUAUAGUUAUAUGAUAAACAAAUUGAAAGAGAGGUCUGUCAUACUGAAAAGUAUGAGAAAUUUUUACAAAAAGGGGGAUAGCAGCACCGGUGAGGGGCACAUCGCCAUGGGGGAGGGGAAAUCGGAAGAAAGGAGCAGUGGGGAUAUAGGCGAUAUUAGAGAUGCUGAUGGAAAUGCGGAUGGAGAUGCAAAUGCUGAUAGAGGGGAAGAUGCCGAUGAAGGGGCAAAUGAAUACCCUCAAUUAGGCAAGCUCAUACAGGGAAAAAACAGCAGCAGUUCUAAUGGAGAUCCACUCAUAGAAAAUGUAAAUUUUUUUAAACCUGAAAAAAAUUAUGCACAGGCAAGAAAAUGCAGCACAUUUAGUGAACAAAUGUUUGCGAAUACGAAAAUAGAGAGUGCCAAAUUAUUACUGGAUAUAAAAGAGGAAAAGGAUAAAAUAACAAAAGAAGAUCUCAUAUCAGAUGAUGAAGAAGAAGGAAAAAAAUUAUUUUCAAAAAAUAAUAUUUCAGCAUUACAAUUAUUUAAAGAAAAUGUAAAAAGUUGUUUACAUUAUAAAAAUGAAAAUAUCAUAACAGGUAAUUUAAAUGAAGAUAUAUUAUGUGGUAGAGUUAAAGUACACUGGUUCCCAAAAUUUAUGAAACGUGUAAUUACAAAAAUACCUGAGUAUAUAAAAAUGAGUGAUAUAAUUAUAGAAGUAAGGAAUGGUAUCAUUCCUUUUGUAUUUGAUGAUUUGUAUGCUCUUAAUAUGUUCGAUAUUCAUACAAAUAAACCAAAGAUUAUCGUAUACACAAAUUGUGAUAGGUCUUCUCUGAAAGGUAAUGAAGAAUGGGGGAAUUACUACCGACGUAAAUUAUAUUGGUAUGAUAAGAAGUUUAAUAAAAAUAUUAAUAAAGAAUAUAUGAUGAAUCAAAUGAAAAAGAGUGCAGUAAUAUUUGUAGAUGCUAAAAAUGGAAAAAAAGAAAUUAUUGUUUUAAAAAAACUAAUUAAUAGAUUAUGUCAACAUAUAAUUGAAAGUAAGAAAAAAAAAGGUUUAUACAAUUAUAAAGUCAAAUGCAUUUUUUUAGGUUUACCUAAUGUAGGUAAAUCAGCUUUAAUUAAUCGUAUAUUAGAACUUAAAAAAACGAAAUCUUAUGAUCACCCAGGAUUAACUACUAAUAUUAAUAUGUAUGCUACAAAAAAAUAUGAACUUAUAGACACUCCGGGUAUUCUAUCACAAAAUUUAUACAAGUUGAGAGAAAAACAAUAUAAUAAAAAUAAUAUGAUUUUAGAAAAAAUUUAUAAUUGUAACAAUUCAAAUGAUUAUUCAAUUGAUAAUGUAGUUAAUAUUAAAAAUUAUAACAGUUACAUGCACGUAGAAAAUAAUAUCUAUCUUUUAGCUCUAUGUAAUCAUAUAUCCCCUAAAAUGUAUGAUAUAUAUAAUAUUGCUGAAGUUUUAAUGCAAAAUUUGUAUAAUGCCUAUCUAUAUGAUAAUGAAUAUAUAGACUUGCAAAAAAUUAUAAAAAGAUACCAAAUUAACUUUACAGAAUGCGUAAAUUGUGAAGGCAAAUUUUCUCCUUACCAUUUCAUUCAAAAGUUAGCAAGAGAUAGAUUUCACAAUGAUAUAAACCAAGCCUCAAUGCGGUUAGUAACUGACUUUAGGAAAAAUUAUCUUGGCAGGCUUACCCUCAAUUAUCCCCUCUACUUCAACAGAAGGUCGAUAACACUCCGUGUAUCCCGGGAGUUCGUGCGCCAGCAGAGUGACAAAUAUGUAGGCUGGUGA
Plasmodium malariae is the source of this 2301-nucleotide messenger RNA. RefSeq names its product ribosome biogenesis GTPase A, putative (gene RbgA). Gene Ontology annotation, molecular function: GTP binding; GTPase activity. The record is from RefSeq and is a predicted model, not a curated record. The transcript has a single exon. NCBI's taxonomy places the organism in Eukaryota, Apicomplexa, Aconoidasida, Haemosporida, Plasmodiidae. Gene Ontology annotation, cellular component: mitochondrion. Bases 1 to 2301 code for a protein of 766 amino acids.